Messenger RNA from Amphiprion ocellaris (clown anemonefish), 10462 nucleotides. Its product is annotated as filamin-C-like. Bases 289 to 8607 code for a protein of 2772 amino acids. Gene Ontology annotation, molecular function: actin filament binding. Gene Ontology annotation, biological process: actin cytoskeleton organization. The record is from RefSeq and is a predicted model, not a curated record. NCBI's taxonomy places the organism in Eukaryota, Metazoa, Chordata, Actinopteri, Pomacentridae. The transcript is spliced from 49 exons.
CCCGCAGAGGAGCCGCUGGAGCCGCAGUCUGGGCCGCCAGACCCAGACCAAGAACCAGACCCGGAUCAAAAACCAGACCCGGACCAAGAACCAGACCCGGAUCAAGAAGCCAGAACCGGAUCAAAAACCAGACCCGGACCGUCCGGAGGAACUAGAACUUUCUUCUGCUCCAUGAGUCUCCGGACCAGCGGAUCUUCUGACUCUGGAUCUGCGCAUGUUCCGCUCUGAGUGACUCGAGGUGCGCCCCUUUUCUCUCUUCUGCGUGUUUUCGGACCGAACAGCGGAACCAUGAUGAGCAGCAGCGGCUACCUGGAGCCGCCGCAGUUCUACCAGGCUCCGGAUCCCGGCGAGGAGGAGGAGGAGGAGAUGCCGGCCACCGAGAAGGACCUGGCCGAGGACGCGCCGUGGAAGAAGAUCCAGCAGAACACGUUCACCAGGUGGUGCAACGAGCACCUGAAGGUGGUCAACAGGCGGAUCGUGGACCUGCAGAAGGACCUGAGCGACGGGCUGAAGCUGAUCGGGCUGCUGGAGGUCCUGAGCCAGAAGAAGAUGUACCGGAAGUACCACCAGAGGCCCAACUUCAGGCAGAUGAAGCUGGAGAACGUGUCGGUGGCUCUGGAGUUCCUGGAGAGAGAACACAUCAAGCUGGUGUCCAUCGACUCUAAAGCCAUCGUGGACGGGAACCUGAAGUUAAUCCUGGGUCUGAUCUGGACCCUGAUCCUCCAUUAUUCCAUCUCUAUGCCCAUGUGGGAGGACGAGGACAACGAAGACGCCAAGAAACUGACCCCCAAACAGCGACUGCUGGGCUGGAUCCAGAACAAGGUUCCCCAGCUGCCCAUCACCAACUUCCACCGGGACUGGAGGGACGGCAAGGCACUGGGAGCUCUGGUGGACAACUGUGCCCCCGGUCUUUGUCCUGACUGGGAAACAUGGGAUCCCAGUCAGCCGGUGGAAAACGCCAGAGAGGCCAUGCAGCAGGCUGAUGAUUGGCUGGGAGUCCCUCAGGUGAUCGCUCCGGAGGAGAUCGUUGAUCCCAACGUAGACGAACACUCGGUCAUGACUUACCUGUCUCAGUUCCCCAAAGCCAAGCUGAAGCCUGGAGCCCCUCUGAGGGCCAAAACGCUGCAUCCCAAGAGGGCCAAAGCCUACGGACCAGGUAUCGAGCCUCGAGGUAACGUCGUUCUGAAACCAGCAGAGUUCCUGGUGGAGACGGUGGAGGCCGGGCUUGGGGAGGUUCUGGUUUAUGUGGAGGAUCCAGAAGGACACACAGAGGAGGCUCGGGUAAUACCCAACAAUGACAAGAACCGGACCUACUCCGUGGUCUACCUGCCCAAAGUGGAGGGGCUUCAUAAGGUAAAGGUGCUGUUUGCAGGACAGGACAUCGACAGAAGUCCCUUCAUGGUGAAUGUUUCGAAGGCCAUCAUGGGCGACCCGAGCAGAGUUCAGGCCCGCGGGCCGGGACUGCAGCCGAAUGGGAACGUGGCCAAUAAACCGACUUACUUUGAUAUUUAUAUUGCAGGGGCGGGUACGGGCGAUGUGGGCGUCAUCAUUGUGGACUCGAAUGGUCGGCGGGAUACAGUGGAGAUUGUCUUGGAGAACAAAGGCGACAGUAUAUUUCGGUGCACCUAUGCUCCUGUCCUGGAAGGGCCUCACACUGUCUAUGUGACGUUUGCUGGGCAGCAGAUUCCCAGAAGCCCUUUCACCGUCAACAUCUCAGAGGUUCCACAGAGUGGCCCUCCUCCUGGGUCUCCAGUGCAGGUUGUACCUCAGUCCAUUCGCACCCCACCCUCAGACAAGACCAGGAGAGCACCCCCUCCUACACCACCCAAACCCAGGCGACCAACCUGUAAUCCCAAUGCCUGCCGAGCGUCGGGUCGAGGUUUGCAGCCGAAAGGCGUCCGAGUGAAGGAAGUGGCAGAUUUUAAAGUUUACACCAAAGGAGCCGGCAGUGGAGAACUCAAAGUCACCGUGAAGGGACCAAAGGGCCUAGAAGAGCCGGUGAAGGUGCUGGACUUGGAAAAUGGUGUCUAUGAGUGUAAUUACUACCCCGUAAUGACCGGAAAGUACGUCGUCACCAUCAACUGGGGAGGACACAGCAUCCCACGCAGCCCGUUUGAGAUACUUGUGAGUGAGGAGGCGGGGCCUCAGAAGGUCAGGGCCUGGGGUCCGGGUCUGGAGACCGGAAUGGUCGGGAAGAGCGCUGACUUUGUGGUGGAGGCCAUCGGCACCGAAGUGGGAACUCUGGGUUUCUCUAUCGAGGGUCCCUCUCAAGCAAAGAUCGAGUGCGAUGAUAAGGGUGACGGAUCUUGUGAUGUCCGUUAUUGGCCAACCGAACCGGGCGACUACGCCGUCCACGUCAUCUGCGACGAUGAGGACAUCAAGGACAGUCCUUUCAUGGCUCACAUCCUCCCUGCUGUCAAUGAUGUCUUCCCUGAGAAGGUGAAGUGUUUCGGUCCUGGUCUGGAGCCUCUCGGCUGCAUCGUCAACAAACCCGCCGAGUUCACCAUCGACACCCACGGAGCCGGAAGAGGAGAACUGAAGCUCUACGCUCAGGACGCAGAAGGUUUCCCCAUCGACAUCCAGAUCACCAAUAAUGGAGACAGCACCUUCUUCUGCGUUUACAUUCCCACCAAACCCAUCAAACACACCAUCAUCAUCACCUGGGGCGAAGUCAACGUCCCCAACAGCCCCUUCAGGGUGACCAUCGGAGAAGGAAGUCAUCCAGAGAACGUGAAGGUUUACGGUCCAGGUGUGGAGAAAACUGGACUGAAGGCCAAUGAACCAACGUAUUUUACUGUCGACUGCAGUGAAGCUGGACAAGGUGACGUUAGCAUGGGCAUCAAAUGUGCUCCAGGUGUGGUCGGACCUGCCGAGGCCGACAUCGACUUCGACAUCAUCAAGAACGACAACGACACGUUCACGGUGAAGUACACGCCCCCUGGGCCGGGCCAUUACACCAUCAUGGUUCUGUUCGGAGACCAGGAAAUCCCCAUCAGCCCCUUCAGAAUAAAGGUGGAGCCUUCACACGACGCCAACAAAGUCCGAGCAGACGGACCCGGACUGAACCGCACAGGUGUGGAGGUGGGGAAGCCGACCCACUUCACCAUCUAUACUAAGGGAGCAGGAAAAGCCAAACCUGAGGUCCACUUCACCGGAGCAGCUAAAGGUGACGCUGUCCGAGACUUCGAGAUCAUCGACAACCACGACUACUCGUACACGGUCCGCUACACGGCACUGCAGCAGGGCAACAUGUCCAUCACAGUGUGUCACAGAGGAGAUCCCAUACCCAAGAGUCCCUUCAGCAUCAGUGUGGCUCCUCCUCUGGACCUGAGCCGGAUCAAGGUCCAGAACCUCAACAACAAGGUGGAUGUCGGUAAGGAUCAGGAGUUUUCCAUUUCCACUCGCGGCGCCGGCGGUCAGAACAAACUCGACGUGAAGAUCACCUCGCUGUCACGUAGACCAAUCCCCUGCAAGCUAGAGUCGGCUUCAGCCAAUGAGCUUCACUCGGUGAAGUACAUCCCCCCUGAGGAGGGAACCUACCGGGUGGACAUCAGCUAUGACGGGAACCCGGUUCCUGGGAGUCCGUUCAGCGUGGAGGGGGUGAUGCCGCCGGACCCGUCCAAGGUCCGGGCCUAUGGUCCGGGGCUCCAGGGAGGUGUUGUGGGUAAACCGGCACCCUUCGCCAUCGACACCAAAGGAGCCGGUACCGGAGGUUUGGGCCUGACGGUGGAAGGACCCUGUGAGGCGAAGAUCGAGUGCCAGGACAACGGGGACGGGUCGUGUUCCGUGUCCUACCUGCCCACCGAGCCCGGCGAGUACGCCAUAAACAUCCUGUUUGCCGACCAACAUAUCCCCGGGUCGCCCUUCAAGGCCGCCGUCCAGUCGGUGUUUGACCCCAGCAAGGUGACGGCCAGCGGGCCGGGCCUGGAGCGGGGGAAGGUCAACGAGGCCGGCGCCUUCACCGUGGACUGCUCCAAGGCCGGGGAGGCCGAGCUGACCAUCGAGAUCAUCUCCGACUCUGGAACCAAAGCCGAGGUCCACGUCCAGAACAAUGGCGACGGGACCUACUCCAUCACCUACAUCCCCCAGACCCACAGCAUGUACUCCAUCACGAUCAAGUACGGAGGACACGUGGUGCCAAAGUUCCCGACCCGACUGCAGGUCGACCCGGCCGUGGACACCAGUGGGGUGAAAGUCUACGGACCUGGAGUGGAACUGACAGGCGUCCUGAGGGAAGUAAAAACCCAUUUCAUCGUGGAUGCCAGAGCUCACUAUAAGGUCGGAGGGAACCACGUCAGCGCCGCCAUCUCCAACCCGUCGGGCGCCAACACGGACGCCUACAUCAUCGACAAGGAGGACGGGACGUACCUGGUGCAGUACACACCGUAUGAGGACGGUUUGCAUCUGAUCGAGGUUCUGUUCGAUGAGGUUUCGGUGCCCAACAGUCCGUUCAAGGUUUCGGUGAUCGAGGGUUGUGAUCCAACUCGAGUCCAAGCCUACGGUCCGGGUCUGGAUGAAGGACUGGUGAACAAAUCAAACCGUUUCACCGUUGAGACCAGGGGUGCUGGCACUGGAGGUCUUGGUCUGGCCAUCGAGGGACCAUCAGAGGCAAAGAUGUCAUGUAAGGACAACAAAGAUGGCAGCUGCAGCGUGGAGUACAUCCCCUUCACACCUGGAGAAUACGACGUCAACAUCACCUUCGGAGGCCGACCAAUCCCAAUGAGUCCGUUUCGUGUUCCAGUUAGAGAGCUGGUUGAUCCCAGUAAGGUGAGGUGUUCAGGUCCUGGUCUUGGAAGUGGAGUUCGAGCUCAUGUUCCUCAGACGUUCACCGUGGACAGCAGCAAGGCUGGAGUAGCUUCUCUGGAGGUCCAACUCUACGGACCAACAGGUGUGGCUGAACCUAUCAGCAUCACCAACAACGGCGACGGUACCCACACCGUCAACUACACUCUGACCAACGAAGGUCCGUAUACGGUGUGCGUCAAGUACGCCGACCAGGAGGUUCCCCGCAGUCCGUUCAAGAUCAAGACGUUACCGGCUCAUGAUGCCAGUAAAGUCCGGGCCAGCGGUCCGGGUCUCAAUGCUUCUGGGGUUCCAGCCAGUCUGCCCGUUGAGUUCACCAUUGACGCCAGAGAUGCUGGAGAAGGUCUGCUGACCGUCCAGAUACUGGAUCCGGAGGGGAAACCGAAGAAGGCGAACAUCCGAGACAACUGCGACGGGACUUACACGGUGUCCUACGUACCCGACAUGGCCGGACGCUACACCAUCACCAUCAAAUAUGGCGGAGACGAGAUCCCGUACUCUCCUUACCGCAUCCACGCCCUGCCCACUGGAGACGCCAGCAAGUGUCUGGUCACAGUGUCGAUCGGAGGACAUGGACCUGGUUCAGGUAUCGGCCCAACCAUCCAGAUCGGAGAGGAGACUGUCAUCACCGUGGAUGCAAAGGCUGCUGGGAAAGGUAAAGUCACCUGUAAGGUGUCGACGCCGGACGGGGCAGAGCUGGAUGUGGACGUGGUGGAGAACGCUGACGGAACCUUCGAUAUUUACUACACGGCUCCAGAACCCGGGAAGUACGUCAUCACCAUCCGGUUCGGAGGGGAAAACAUCCCCAACAGCCCCUUCCACGUGGUGGCGAGUGAAAGCAUCCCAAUAAUAGAGGAACCGUGUGACCAGCUUCAGUUACAGCAGAACUUCUUCUCCCCUCCAUGGGCCACCGACGAUCCGAUCAGUCCGGUGGACGGUUUGGAGCCGAUGCUGCGACCCUUCAGUCUGGUUAUUCCGUUCACGGUGCAGAAAGGAGAGAUCACAGGUGAAGUGCGAAUGCCGUCCGGUCGAACAGGUCAUCCUCACAUCAUCGACAACAAAGACGGAACCGUCACGGUGAAAUAUUCUCCAACUGAACGAGGUCUGCAUGAGAUGGACAUCAAAUAUGACGGAAACCACAUCCCAGGAAGUCCACUGCAGUUCUACGUUGAUGCCAUCAACAGCGGUCAUGUGACGGCGUACGGACCUGGUCUGAGCCACGGAACCAUGAACCGACCGGCGACGUUCACCAUCGUCACUAAAGACGCUGGAGAAGGCGGUUUGUCUCUGGCUGUCGAAGGUCCGUCCAAAGCAGAGAUCAACUGUAAAGACAACAAAGAUGGAACCUGUAUGGUGUCCUACCUGCCCACUGCGCCUGGAGACUACAACAUCAUCGUCAAGUUCGAUGACAAACACAUCCCCGGCAGCCCGUUCACUGCCAAAAUCACCGGUGACGACUCCAUGAGGACGUCGCAGCUCAACGUCGGCACGGCAACAGACGUGUCCUUAAAGAUCAUGGAAACGGACCUGAGCAGUCUGACGGCGACCAUCAGAGCGCCGUCUGGAAACGAGGAACCCUGUCUGCUGAAGAGGCUUCCCAACAGACACAUCGGAAUCUCCUUCACGCCAAAGGAAGUGGGCGAACACGUGGUCAGUGUGAUGAAGAACGGCAAACACGUGACCAACAGUCCGUUUAAGAUCAUGGUGGGCCAGUCGGAGAUCGGAGACGCCAGCAAGGUGAAGGUUUACGGCCAGGGCCUGGUGGAAGGACACACCUUCGAGGUGGCCGAGUUCAUCGUGGACACCAGGAACGCCGGUUACGGAGGUCUGGGUCUGUCCAUCGAGGGUCCCAGUAAAGUGGACAUUAACUGUGAGGACGUGGAGGAGGGGACGUGUAAAGUCACCUACUGUCCAACCGAACCUGGAAACUACAUCAUCAACAUCAAGUUCGCCGAUCAACACGUUCCAGGAAGCCCGUUCACGGUGAAGGUGUUUGGUGAAGGCCGGAUGAAAGAGAGCAUCACCAGGAAGCGUCAGGCUCCGUCCAUCGCCACCAUCGGUAGCACCUGCGACCUCAGCCUCAAAAUCCCAGGGAACUGGUUUCAGAUGGUUUCGGCUCAGGAGCGUCUGACCCGGACCUUCACCCGAAGCAGCCACACCUACACCCGAACCGAGCGGACCGAGAUCAGCAAGACCCGGGCCGGAGAGACCAAGAGGGAGGUCCGGGUGGAGGAGAGCACUCAGGUCGGAGGAGAUCCGUUCAGGGAUGUCUUCGGAGACUUCCUGGGUCGGGAGAGUCUGAGCGGGUUCAGCGGGAUGCCGGCCGGCAGCCGACCGCCGCUGCAGGACGGUGAGGCAGGUAACCAGGAGAUGAUGGCUCAGGUGACGAGUCCUGGAGGGAAGACGGAGGACGCAGAGAUCAUCAAAGGGGAGGACAGCACCUACAGCGUCAGGUUCAUCCCUCAGGAGAUGGGACCUCACACCGUCAACGUUAAGUAUCGGGGCCAACAUGUCCCUGGUUCCCCCUUCCAGUUCACUGUGGGGCCGCUGGGCGAAGGAGGAGCCCACAAGGUACGAGCCGGAGGAACCGGACUGGACCGGGGAGUGGCGGGAAUCCCAGCUGAGUUCAGUAUCUGGACCAGAGAAGCCGGAGCUGGAGGUUUGUCCAUCGCCGUGGAGGGACCCAGCAAGGCCGAGAUCACCUUCGAGGACCGGAAGGACGGAUCCUGUGGAGCCUCCUACGUGGUUCAGGAACCCGGUGAUUAUGAAGUUUCCAUUAAAUUCAACGAUGAACACAUCCCAGACUCGCCCUUCAUCGUUCCUGUUGCCACUCUGUCGGACGACGCUCGCCGCCUCACCAUCACCAGCCUGCAGGAAAUGGGUCUGAAAGUGGGUCAGGAAGCUUCUUUUGCUGUUCAGCUAAACGGCGCCAGAGGGCUGAUCGACGCUAAGAUCCACACACCGUCUGGAGCCAUAGAGGAGUGUUAUAUCACCGAGCUGGACAGCGAUCAGCAUGCUAUCAGGUUCAUCCCACGGGAAAACGGGAUUCACUCGAUAGACGUUCGUUUCAACGGCAGCCACGUUCCUGGCAGCCCCUUCAAGAUCCGAGUGGGAGAACCGGGUCAGGUCGGAGAUCCAGGGAUGGUGUCUGCCUUUGGACCGGGCCUGGAGGGAGGAACCACAGGUGUGCCAUCCGAGUUCAUCGUGAACACUUGUAACGCCGGUUCUGGAGCUCUGUCGGUGACCAUUGACGGCCCGUCCAAAGUGAAGAUGGACUGUCAGGAGUGUCCUGAAGGCUACAAGGUGUCCUACACACCAAUGGCUCCUGGAAACUACCUGAUCUCCAUCAAAUAUGGAGGACCUCAGCACAUCGUAGGAAGCCCCUUCAAGGCCAAAGUCUCAGGUCCUCGUCUGUCUGGAGGUCACAGUUUACACGAAACAUCAUCGGUUCUCGUGGAAACUGUCACUAAGUCGUCAUCGUCAUCCAUGGGGGGACCUUUUGCCUCUUUGCCUAAAUUCUCCUCAGACGCCAGUAACGUUGUCUCCAGAGGCUCCGGAUUAUCGAAGGCCUUCGUUGGUCAGAAGAACACGUUUACGGUCGACUGCAGCAAAGCAGGAACCAACAUGCUGAUGGUCGGCGUCCAUGGACCGAAGACGCCCUGCGAGGAGGUUUACGUCAAACACAUGGGCAGCAGGAUGUACAACGUGACGUACACGGUGAAGGAACAGGGCAGCUACAUCCUGAUCGUGAAGUGGGGUGAUGAGAAUGUUCCCGGAAGUCCUUUCCACGUCACCGUGCCUUAAAACUGAACUUCCUCCGUGAUGCACUGGAGACGUUCUCUUUGUUCUGGGACAGUUUUCACACUCGAUGCCAAAGUUCUCAUGUUCAUUGUCCUGGUUCUUCUGUUUGUCUUCUGCAGAUUCAGUCCUGAAACUGAACUGUGAUGUUCUCACAGCAGCUUUUAUAAACAGCAUUUUAAAGUGGAAUUAAUUAACUUGGGGUGAGUCACUGCUCAGUAUCUGGUGUAUUAAAGUUUAUUCACAGAACUUGUUUUUGGAAAGUUAAAGGAUCAUUCUGGUUCAUUUUAGUCAGCUCUGUUUCCAUUAGUAAGUCUGUUGUGUCUCUAUGUUCACUGUUGUCGAGAUUCAAGGAAACAAGUGGAGUUGCAGCUUCAAAAAACAGAUUGUACAUGAAUCAAAAUUUGUUUUCAAACACAAACUGAUAGUGACACAAAACCACGACAAACAAUGAAUUUUAACGAUGACUGCAAACAGCAACAGGUAACUGCGUCUGAAAACAGUGACUAAAAAUGACUGAUGGCAGCGAUAGAAACGGACUGAAAAUGGUGAAUGAAAACAACUGUAAAUAGUGACUAAAAACAGCACGAGAAAAUGGCAAAACUGCAUCUGAAAAAGAAAGAUAAUUGUAACUGUAAUGGACAGAAAACAGCAACUGAGACAACAGAAACUGAAAAUGACAGAAGACAGCAACUAAAAAUGACAACAAAAGACUGACUGAACUUGAUGGAAAGUAGUGAAUCAAAAUGCCAGAAAACAACAGAAAACAACUACAAAUGACGACAAAACACUAAAAACGAUGGAAAUUGGUGAGAUAAAAUGCUGGAAAACAACAGAUAGUUUCUGAAAAUGACAGAAGAUAUCGACCAAAAAUUACGAAAACAGCAACUGAAAAUGACAUAAAAUGACAAAAAACAACUAAAAAUGACAACAAAACACUGACUGAACAUGAUGCAAAUUAGUGAGCCGCAAUGACGGAAAACGGCAACUGAAAAAGACGGAAGACAGCGACCAAAAAUGAUGGAAAUCAGUGACUGAAAAUGACAACAAAACACUGAACGAUGGAACUUAGUGAGUCGAAAUGACAGAAAAAUGACACAUACACUGUCUGAAAAUACCGGAAAAAGAAACAGCAACUGAAAAUGACAAAACACUGGCUGAACACGAUGGAAAAUAGUGAAUCAAAACAAAAGAAAACAGCAACUGAAAAUGACCUAAGAUGGCAACUAAAAACGACAGAAACCGUCUACAAACAGCAAACAGUGGUUGAAUUUGACAGCAGGGAUUCAGUGUUUUUAGUUCUCACUCUUAGAGACUCAACAGACCCACUGAUGGAAACACAACAGGAUGAAAUAAAGAAUCUUUUUUAUCAGCGUAAACGUAGAAAUGUACUGCUUCAGACAAUCCACCCUUCAGGCAAUCAGAGCUCAGCAGACGUUUGUACCAGAACCCUUCGGGAACCUUUGGGAUGUUUCAAACCUGUGGAUUUAGAUUCUCAGUGUUUUUAUUUAAACUCAGAGCUAAACAGAAGCUGAUCAGGACAAACUGUGAUUUUAUUUAUUCUCCUCCUGAUUUUCUUUGACAGAAAAACGGUCUUAUUGUGAAAGAGCUGGCGAAGAACUCGAUCUUCUUCCUGGAUUCUUUGGAGAAAAGUCGACGUGAUGCCUUAGUUUUUGUUGUUUUUUACCACAGGAAGCAGUGCAGUGGAGUUUAACGUGUGAAUGUUGGAAACAUGAUAUUAUAGAGUGACUUUUUCUAGUGAUUUUCUAUGAGUGAAUAAAGUUUGAUAUGUAACCAACAGUCAGAUUGUGCAGGCAUAAUGAACACAUCUCCCAAAUAAUAAAGAAGAAGAAGAAGCUGA